Wyeomyia smithii (pitcher-plant mosquito) is the source of this 2988-nucleotide messenger RNA. Its product is annotated as calcyphosin-like protein. The coding region runs from base 574 to 1221 and encodes 215 amino acids. Gene Ontology annotation, molecular function: calcium ion binding. The transcript is spliced from 4 exons. The record is from RefSeq and is a predicted model, not a curated record. Lineage: Eukaryota; Metazoa; Arthropoda; Insecta; Diptera; Culicidae.
UAGUAAUACCUCAGAAUGAAGCAUGUAGUUGAUCUAUUAAAUGAUUAUUCCCUAAUGAGUAAUCAAUAGGGACGUUCCUUCUAUAUUGACUGCACAAUAAUAGGAAUGUAACUCAUUUCAAUUCGGACUAUAAAAAGACCUCUCACCUUGCUGCCGAAAAGCUUAUCGACAUCGCGGACAGCAAGCGGUGCAGUAUAGAACAUCCCUAGAAGAGUGUAACGUUACUGUAGCUAUUCGCUCAGGGGCAAACAGUAGACAGUGAGGCAAGAAGUUAUGCCGGAAAACAACGCAGAAGAUAUUCACCGCCCGGCUGACUAAUACACGAAGCCGAGAAAAAACUGGUUCACAUUCGCGAUUUGCGCGUCCGACGGUGCGGUUCUGUUUACUUCGGUUCGUGUCGAUAGUUUGAGCUUAACGGAACAGAUUGAAGUUCAAACAGUUUAACAUAGCUGGACAGGUAUUGUUAUUGAAAGCUACAGUGAAGUGUUGUGUAAAAGUGAAGAAAUUAUCUCAUUUGGAUCAGCUCUAAAGAGAGGGAAGCAGCACUUUUUCAUCUGCGGGGUGUACCAUUGUAUGGCACAUCGUCCCGUCAGUGCAAUGUCGCGUCAAGAAUCGGAAAUGAUCAACCGCAGCCGUCGGGCACUGUCGUCGGGAUCGACGAUGGACUCGAUCGAGAAGCUGCGUCACAUGUGUCUGGCCCGUGGUGCGUCCGGAAUACUGGGCCUGGGUCGCUGCUUCCGUCGUAUGGAUGACGACGGCAACAAAGUACUGUCGCUCAGCGAGUUUGUCAAGGGUUUACACGAUACUGGACUCGAAGUCUCCAACGAGGAAGCCUCGGAUAUUUUCAAUGAAUUUGAUGCCGAUGGUAGUGGUUCGCUUCACAUGAAUGAGUUCUUGGUUGCCAUCAGACCCUUUAUGUCGGACUCUCGGAAGAGCAUUGUUGACCAGGCGUUUGCUAAGUUGGACAAAACUGGUGAUGGCGCUAUCACUGUGGAAGAUUUAAAGAACGUCUACUCGGUCAAGAACCAUCCACUGUACAUUAGCGGCGAAGAAACGGAGGACAACAUCCUGCGCAAGUUCCUGGCCAACUUUGAAGAGAACGGUAACGUGGAUGGAACCGUCACUAAGGAGGAAUUUCUUAACUAUUACGCCGGGUUGAGUGCUUCGAUUGAUUCGGAUGGCUAUUUCGAUCUGAUAGUUCGCCAGGCCUACAACCUUUAAAUCAUCCUUCACGAUUCUUGGACCCAGUUGUUCUGGACAGUAUGCUAAGUCGUUAUAAAUGCAACAAUACUAUUUAUUAUCAAAGUACAUCUUUAAAUGACCAGAAAGCUACCAAAAAAAAAAAAAAUAAAAAAAUUAAAGAAAACACAAAAUAUGCGAUGAAACAUUCUCGGUCUCGGAACUGCCACUAUAUUCUGUCCAAUCCAUCUGUUUUGCGUUAUUAGUUCCAUCUGUUUUGCGUUAUUAGUUGUUAAAUUGUUCGUCAUAUAUUUGUAACUUCGAUUGGUGCAUUUCGACGAUUCAAUCAAAAAUGCAUCUUAUUAUUUCAUAGAAUACCAGGAACAUUUCCUUAUAAAUAAUAAGAUCUAUAUAAAAAAAAAUCAGUACAUCAAAUUGCUUGCUGGGCUAAAAUCUCGAACCUAUCUGGGCUUGGUACUGUUUUGGUCCUGAUUUCAACAGACCAAAAAUCACAUUUUCAACACAAGAGGUUGAAAGUUGGACAAGUUUGUAGCUCGAAAGAAGAAUCAACUGCAGCCGCGAUUGUACUGCGUAUGAAAGAUAGAUCUGUUCUCUAUACGUUUUCAAGCCAUUUAUAGUCCAAAACUUCAAGUGUAAAUAUCAAUAUGUGAUCAAAUUUUAAUUGCCCUACGGCAUGCGUCUGCAUUGUAUGUACAGCAUUAUUACGAUUAGUUGAAGUAAUGAACGUUUUCUUACAAUUAGAUUAACCAUUGUUAUUUUCAAUAACAUCCUGUAUGUGACUGUAGUGCAGCAGACCAGAGAUCGCGCUAUCAAUCUACGAUACACUGACACUAUUUGUCGGUCACAGAAACCUAUAGAAAUGGUUUCAGAAUGAUAUAUUUCACCGCCAUAUGUGGCAGGCAAGUUUCGUCAAAUUAUAUCAAAAGAUGAGUACAUAAUGUUAUGUUAAACGGCUAAAAAAAACCUAAAUUAAUCCACCUAGCGGUCAGACCCAGCCUUUCUCAUUCAAAAUUUAUUCAAAAAUGGCCGAUUUCCACCUAAUAUAAUAACAUCCGGAUCUAGAAUGAUACACAGGAUCUAAAAUCGACCACAGAUACCAUUUUGAAUUCUAAGAUGGCGACUUCCGGUAUUGGGUGUUAUUCGAUUAUUUUCGGCUGUUUCCCAGGAACAUGUGCUUCCAGAAGAGGAAGGGGGGUCGAACCAAUAUAGACAUAUUUGUUACCUCUUAAAACAUUCAACCAGAAUGGCGCUCAGAGGCCAGAAAUUAUUUUAAAUACCAUUUUGAAAUCCAAGAUGGCGACUUCCGGUUUGUGAAAAACAGCCUUAAAUAACCAAAUAUCAUUCAAUAUGAGUAUCUCUGGAACCAGAAUGAUGCAAUGAGCUAAAAAUUGACCUCAAGCACCUUUUUGAAUUGCUAAAUGGCAACUUCUAGGAAACAGUCGAAAAUGAUCGAAUAAUAAUCAAUAUGAAUAUUUCCGUAAUCGAGAUGAUGCAUAGAAACCAAACAUUGACCCUGGACACCAUUUCGAAUUUAAAGACGACCACUUUUAGUUUCUGGAAAACAACCAAAAUAACGUGUAUUUCCGGUGUCAGAUUGAUGCCAGAAAAUCUGCGGCAAAUAACCGAAUACCACCCAAUAUUUUUUUUUUAUAAGAAAUUGUUUAUUUGUGACUAGUAAAAACUUAUUGUAAGAUAAUAUUUACACUUCGCUAUCUUAUUCGAAAUUCAAUGAAGCUAAAUCAAUAACAUUAUUGCUUUGCAUAAUAAAUAAUGAGUAUUUAAUAAACA